This is a messenger RNA of Clavispora lusitaniae ATCC 42720, 1995 nucleotides long. RefSeq lists its product as uncharacterized. The record is from RefSeq and is a predicted model, not a curated record. NCBI's taxonomy places the organism in Eukaryota, Fungi, Ascomycota, Pichiomycetes, Serinales, Metschnikowiaceae. Gene Ontology annotation, molecular function: heme binding; oxidoreductase activity, acting on paired donors, with incorporation or reduction of molecular oxygen; monooxygenase activity.
AUGAAAACCCUAAAUAUAAACAGAUCUACUCAUUAUACCGUCUCUCGAAAUUUGCAAUCAAGUAGUUCUGAUGCUCGCCCAAUAGGGAAAUGGCUGAUUGCGCUUAAAUGCGCUUGUAUCUCCAGGUUUCGCGCACAAAAAAGCGGAAUUGCGCGCCCAAAACGGAAAAUCGCGGAAUUGCCAAUCUCUAGAUAUAGCGUUCCAAAUCUACCUUGUCUUCUGGCUAUACAGAAAAUGCUUCAAGAUGCAGCAAUCGUUACCGCACGGUAUGUCUUGGAAAACAAGAAUGCUUUCCUAGGCGCAAUUAUCUUAUCGUUGGCUUUGUUCAAGCUUGUCAUCUAUCCGUUCUACUUAUCUCCACUCAAAGAUAUUCCAGGACCCUACUGGCACCGUGUUUCCCACCUUCCAGCUUUGGAGGGCCAAAGAAGACACGUAUGGAUCAAAAAAGUGCAUGACUUGCAUGCCCAGUACGGGAAAGUGGUCCUUCUCUCACCCACAGCUGUGUCCUUCAACGAGGACCCAAAGUAUGUCCACGAUAUAUAUGUGAAGAACAUGCCCAAGGCUCAGUUCUAUGCCAACUUCACUAAUCAUGGGCCCAGACCAAACAUGUUUGCCAGUUUGGACAACAAGGCACAUCUCCGGUUCCGGCGUAUGAUCCAGAACCUCUAUUCCAAAUCAGCCAUCUUUAAUCCCAAGAAUUCAACCAGAAACAGUGUGGUGGAGAAAGUGGGCCAGUUGGUUCUGCAAGUAACACGGUCUUCUGUUCUGGGAAAAGAACCUGACUACAUCAACGCUCGUCUGGCUCUGAAUCAUAAUGGAAAGGGCUAUGCAUUGGGCAGUUUGGACUGGUUCAACAAAAAGGGCAAAUCUUCGAACUUGGGAAUCGACGUUCACUCACUUUUCGGUGCUUUUGCUAUGGACAAUAUCAGUGCUUUUGAGUUGGGUCCCGAAAACGGAACGAAAAUGUUGUUGAACCCGGAAGACCGCUACUAUCUCAUACCAUUCCGUUUGAUUGUCGAUAUGACAUUCUGGACCACUUUAAUGCCACGCUUCUGGGAUAUAGCUGCUGGUCCAGUUAUUCGCAAAGCAUCUCGGCUCAUCGAAAAAUGGCAAUUGGACUUGUAUGCUAAAGCAGAGGAGAAUGUGCCCCAACGGGCUCCAGGACAAAACUUGUCUACGUUGGAAACUUUGAAAAAGCACGGUCUCCAAGGAAAAAAUGCCUACUCUUCGCUCACAGAUAACAUUUUUGCCGGCCACGAAACUACAGCAAUACAGUUAACAUACACGUGUUACGAGCUCUCAAGGCCGGCCAAUAAGCAUAGACAAGAGCAGCUUCAGAAAGAACUUCGUGAGCAUUUCGGUUCCCCCAACGGAGAUUCUGAAGUCAUUGACGACUUGGAAGCGGUGGACCGGCUUCCUUACAUGGAAGCUUUGAUGCAAGAGACUUCUCGCUUGCAUGCGGCAAUUCCAGGGGCAGAACCUCGAGUGACAGACAAAAAUUAUGAGGUUGUUGUCGGAGAAAAGAAGGUUUCAUUGCCGGUGGGAACGGAAGUUUCCAUGCAGCCAUAUCUGAUGCACCGGGUGACUUCUGUCUUCCCCGAUCCGGAACUUUAUCUUCCAGAAAGAUGGUUACAGGAGCCAGGCGAAUCUGAAGACGAUUAUGCUGCGAGAAUGACAAACAUGCAGCGUUACAUGAUGGGCUUUGGCAAAGGUGUACGCAUGUGUUUGGGGAUGAACUUGGCUCGAAUUGAAAUGAAAAUGGCCUUGGCAAACUUGUAUUGGCGCUACAGCUCGGACAUUUGCCGUGAUUGGUGUACGGUGAACGAAGAAUCAGAGAAAGCCACGGCUUUGAAUGGUGCAAAGGCUGGGCUUCCUGUGGGAUUGCAUCUGGCAGUUUCGCCAGCCGACAGUGACGAAAAAAUGAUGCUGAUGUUUGAUGCUUACACAACGCGGCCUUUGCACGAUGAGUGUUGGUUGGAGUGGCUGGUUUAUUAG